AUGACAAUGGCCGCCGAAACACCAGGCCAGCGCCCCAGCGGCCCCGACGGCCCCGUCAUCCUGACCCUCUCCCCCGCCGAACUCUCCACCCGCACCCUCAGCACCCACACCAUCCAACGCGCGCUCCACGCCCUCCACUCGGACGGCCUCGUCGCCCUCGCCAACGCCGUCUCGCCCGCCCACCUCUCCGCGCUCAACGAGCGCAUGCAGCGCGACGCCGCGCAGCUCCUCGGGCAACCGGCCGGCGUGCACCGCAACUUCGGCGCCGCGACGGGCAACAUCCAGCAGGAGCCGCCGACGACGCCCUCGCUCGUGUACGCCGACGUCAUCGCCAAUUCCUUCGCCACCCAGCUCACCGAGUGCGUCCUCGGGCCCCGCCCCGUGCUGCGCUUCUACUCGGCGAACACGGCGGCGCGCGCCGAGGGCCGGCAGCCGGUGCAUGUCGAUCUGGAGUUCGGCGGCUAUCCGACGCAGUUUGCCUUUGGGUAUUGCGUCAACGUGUGCUUGGACGAGGUUGGGCUGCAGAACGGGGCGACCGAGGUGUGGCUGGGCAGCCAUCUGGUGGCCAUGGCCGAGGGUCGGGACUGCGUGGAUGUGAUUGACGGGAGGAUGGCGAGUGUCGAGGAGAGGAGGAGAGUCCGGCCGCCGGUGAGGACGUGCUUGCCCAAGGGGGCGUUGGUGAUCCGGGACUUCAGGCUGUGGCAUGCGGGGAUGCCCAACCUGACGGAUGUGCCGAGGGUUAUGCUGGUCACAAUCCAUUUUGCGAGGUGGUGGAGAAGCAAGCUGAAGAUCAAAUUGGAGGAGGGCUCGAGAGGGAAGAUCGAGUGGGGCGGGCUGGAGCCGGCUGUGGAAUGGGUGGGGGACGGGCACGAGUAUCUGAAGGGGGCGCAUGACUUCACAUUUGCGCAGGACGUGGACUAG
This is a messenger RNA of Diplodia corticola, 921 nucleotides long. Its product is annotated as phytanoyl-dioxygenase family protein. The coding region runs from base 1 to 921 and encodes 306 amino acids. Lineage: Eukaryota; Fungi; Ascomycota; Dothideomycetes; Botryosphaeriales; Botryosphaeriaceae. The record is from RefSeq and is a predicted model, not a curated record. The transcript has 2 exons.